Molecule: messenger RNA, 14595 nt
Organism: Caenorhabditis bovis
Lineage: Eukaryota; Metazoa; Nematoda; Chromadorea; Rhabditida; Rhabditidae
Source: the annotation of a GenBank genome assembly
AUGCCAUUCAAGCAACCGCUUGGCGAACGGGACUCAUCCAAUCGGGUUGCGCCGACUUUUAUCCGGCCAUUGACGGAUAAACGCGCAGUUGUUGGUGAAAGAGUGAUUCUCGAAUGCCAACUCGAAGGUAAUCCGGACCCAGCUAUCAAAUGGCUUAAAGAUGGAUACAAUGUGUCAAUGUGUCCUGAUUAUCAGAUCGAAGAAGACGGAUUGAAGCAUCGCUUAAUCAUUCCACAAGUUCAAGCAGCAGACAAUGGAAGAUUUACGGCGCAAGCAGCAAAUUCGGCCGGCAUCAAACAAUCCACGUGUAUUCUCAUCGUUGGUCCUGCACCAACGCCGGUUCCAGGUGCUAAAUACACUAUUGCAUCACCGGCUCCGCCUCAAACUCCGGUUGGCCCAUCUGCUCCAAUAUUUCUCAAAGAACUUCGCCAUCAGCCAUUGAAGCCCGGAGGUAGUGUGACCUUCGAGGGUCGCGUAGCAGCAGUUCCACCUCCAAAAAUUGAAUGGCUGAAAAACGGCAAACCUCUGCAGAAUUAUAGGGCAAAAAUUGAGCAUGACCAGAAAUCGGGAAUUAUCUCAAUGACGAUCCCACAAAUGUUCAAUGACGAUGUCGGUGAAUACACUGUGAAAGCAUCAAACGUGCACGGAGAGGAAACCAGUGUUGCACAGCUUUUACCAAGGGAACAAUACGACAAAUGGUUUUCGAGCGAGCAACAUCGACUUACCAAAGAAAGAAAACAAAGGAUGAUGUCGCAAACAUUGCGACCGAAUAGUGUGGCCCAAAAUCAGAUGAAGAAGCAAGGAUAUGACACAGAUCCGGGAAGUGUUGAUAUGCAAUCUUGGGGAAUAUCAGAGAGUGAAACGGAACCUGAACUUUCGGCGUUGGACUCGAAAAAUUCAGUGGGAACGAAACCGAUUGUGCGAGUUCCGUUGAGAGGACUCAGGCUUACUGAAGGCACUGAUGCAAUUCUUCAAGCCAACAUUGUUGGAAAUCCCAAGCCCAGAAUUCAAUGGCUAUUCAACGGCCGACCGUUGCAACUACAAGGCCCAAGAAUGCAGAUGACGUUUAAAGGGUCCCUUGCUGUCCUCAAAAUUUCAAUGAUAACCCCGGAAGAAGCUGGCGAGUACACUGUCUCAUCGGAGAAUCGCUUCGGAAAGGUUGAAAGUUCGGCCCGUAUCGAGGUUUACCCAUUGAGCGUGCCGGAAGUAAGGCACAACAGUGAUUAUCAAGCUCAAAAGCUCCAAGAGCAACGCCAACUCGAACAGCAGAAACAGGAACAACAGCGAGAAUCCGCACGCUUAGAAGAGGAACGUCGUCGUUUGCUGGCGCUUGAGAAACAGCAUCAACAACAACGUGAAGCCGCGCGGCUCGAAGAAGAACGACGUCGAGCAAUCGCACUAGAGCAACAACGACAGGAACAACAGCAAGAAGCGGCGCGUUUAGAAGAAGCACGUCGUCGUCUGGUUGCUCUCGAAAGACAGCAGUACGAGCAACAACAACGUGAAGCUUUACGUCUCGAGGAAGAACGUCGUAGAGUAGCUGAACUUCAACAACGUGCGUCUUUGGAGAAUUUCCGGCACCAAGCACCACAGUUCUACGAAGAACCUCGUUACACUCAAACAAGGCCCAAUCAUCAACAGUUGUACGAGCAACAUCGUCGUCAACAACAACAACAACAUCAAUACCAUCAGCAGCAGCAGCAAUCCCAUUACCAUCAACCAAUUCCUAGUUCAAAUUUCCAUCUAAACCGUUAUCAGCAGCACAUUCGGGAAGAACACGGAAACAACAUGCCCAUUCGUAAACCGCAAGAACAACCAAAUGGCGAGAUUAAAAUGAAUGGCUCACCAGUGCCGGGUCGCAGCCAUGCUCAUGGAGCGGCGUUAGUGAACGCGAGACCACCACAGUUCCUUGUGCAUCCACAAUCUGUCGCGGCGAAAGCAUUGGAGACUGUAACAUUUAGUGCAAAGGUGGUUGGAUCACCACAACCAACUUUGAUAUGGUGCAAGUCUGACGGAACGCAGAUAAAGAAUGGAGGAAAGUUCAAGAUUGAAGAAGGACCAGAUGGCAGCAGUCGACUUAUUAUUGAGAAAGUUGAUGCUCAUGACGCAGACAUGUACAUGAUUGUCGCAAGAAACGAUGGAGGAUCAUCACAAAGCAGAUUCUCACUGAAUGUUCUGCAAGCAAAGUCUCCAGAAGCUCCAGAAUUCGUUGGAAAAUUCCAGUCAACCACCCUUUAUGAUGGAGAUUCCGUUAAGCUCUACUGUAAAUGUUCUGGAGAAGGUGUGACUUUCAAGUGGUACAAAGACAACGAACCAAUCAGCACCGGAGGAAAUUUCGUUGUGGAAGUCAAGGGAAACGAAACCACACUUUCCAUCAAUGGAGCAACGCUUCAAGAUGGCGGGUGGUAUCGUUGUGAUGCAUCGAACAAACACGGUACGACGACUCUCAAAGGUCGUGUGGUUGUUCAGUCGCGACAGAAGUUCCCCGGACCAGCGCAUCGCGAAAUGAUCACACUUCGCAAGACUGAAAAAGUGGAAAGAUCCCGUACCCCUGUGAACAUGCUCCAAGAUGUGUCGGCAUCGAAGUCCGCACCGAACUUUGUCGGAAGUCUUCAAAACCAACAACUGAUUGAAGGCCAAUCUGCCAAGCUUGAGAUCAAAUACACACCGUCUGAUGACCCGAACCUCAGAAUUGCUUGGCUACUCAACGGAAAAGCAAUUCUCGCUUCUUCCCGUGUUUCGACAAGCGUUGAUUUUGGAAUUGCAACCCUUCAAAUCAACCCAGUUACUGUUUUUGAUCAAGGAGAGUAUACUGUUGUUGCCGUCAACCCAUUGGGUGAAUCCCGAACCUCGAGUAACAUCGCUGUUAUCGGACACGGAACAUUCUUCCAGCAAGAUGGCAGCAGCUUUGGAACCACCUACCAAUCUAAAGUGGCCCAUGCACCAGCUGGUGUUCAGCUUGACCUUCCCAAUUUUCAUUCUGAUCUUCGUAGUCAGGAAGUAUUUGAGGGUCAAUCGAUUCAUUUAGAAGUGAAGCUAACACCAUUCAACGAUCCAAAACUUCAGGUUAUUUGGUAUCUCAACGGUCGCGAACUUGUUAACAACGAACGAUACCGUCAAACAUUUGCCAAUGGAUUCGCAACUCUUGAUAUCUCGCAAGUCACCAAAGAAGACAGUGGAUACUACACUUGCAAAGCUAUCAAUGAACUUGGAGAAGCCGAAAAUCAGGCAACUGUGAUUGUUCAUCCGAAAGUCGAUAUGCAACAAUUUGGAACCAAUCGAGCUUAUGAUAUCGACGAUGUUCGCGAAAUUCAAUAUUCUUACUCAUCGGUCGAUCUAACCCCAAAGUUCUUGACCCAAUUGCAAUCAUUCCACUGCGAUCAGGAGCUCGGAAGAUCGUUCUUCGAAGCGCGAAUUCAACCAAUCAAUGAUCCGUCAUUACGUGUCUCAUGGCUCAAAAACGGCCAACCAUUGCCAAAUGCGAACAGAAUUCAGUUAUCACACAAUUUUGGUGUCGUAUCCUUAUCACUUCAUCCAACUUAUCCAGAAGACGCUGGCGUCUACACUUGCGUUCUUUUCAACGCUAGUGGCCAAGCUCAAAGUUCAGCAGAGCUUACAACUGUCUGGGUGGAUUCUCUUCAAUUAGACAGCAAACACACCGACAGCUUGCCCAUUAUUGGAUAUCUCGAUAGUCAUCAAGUGCACAUCGGACCGCAAUCAGUGGAGCGACCAGAGGAAUUCCAUUCACUCGAAGCUCCGAAGUUCGCCAGAGAGCUUACGAAUCGCAUUGAAGUCAUGGAAAAUGAGCCAGUUCACUUCGAAGCUCGAAUCCAACCGGCCAAUGAUGUGAAGAUGACAGUCGAAUGGUAUCACAACGGAAAACCACUUCCUGCUGCUCAUCGAUUCCGUCCAAUGUUCGAUUUCGGAUAUGUCGCUUUGGAUCUCCUCUAUGCGUAUCCAGAAGAUUCUGGAAUCUACACAUUGGUCGCAAGAAAUGAGCUCGGUGAAGCUCAAAGUAAUGUUGAACUUGUGGUUGGUAACGAAAAGGUUCUUUAUCUUGAACCCCAUCAUCCAGGAGGACUUGCACGAAUUCAGGAGCUUGAACAAGAUCGUCGCCGUGGAAUCGCUGAAGUUGAUGACCGCACUUGCGAUGCCGCUCCGAAGUUCCUUAAUGACAUUGACGAUAUUACCAUCAACGAAUAUGACAACAUCCAUUUGGAUCUUCGUGUAACACCAAUCAAUGAUCCAAGCAUGGUCAUCGAAUGGUACAUCAACGGAAGACCGAUCAUGACGGGAAGUCGCAUCAAGACUCUCAAUGAGUUCGGCUUUAUCGCUCUUGACAUCAAGUCGGCUAUUCCGGAAGAUUCUGGAACAUACUCAAUUAAAGCUUCAAACCUUCUUGGAGAGGCUAUUCGGCAAUGUGUUGUUACUGUUCAACCAUCUGGGCAAAUUCUUUCGGAUACGCAUCACGAAGAAUCACUCAACAAAAUUUCAAACUUGGAAAAUAUGAACAAAUAUGCUCGAAGUGACAUUGAAGAGCACGGUCCUGAAGGCCCACCGACCUUUGUCAACCGACUUCCCGAAGAUCUUGGUGAGAUCGAUGAAGGUGAACCAGUGCAUUUGGAAUGCCAAGUGUCUCCAAUUAACGAUGGAACUCUCAAUGUUACAUGGUUACGUGACGGUCAACCAAUUCCACACGGUCAUCGUUUCCGUACCUUCUAUGAUUUCGGUUUUGUCUCGUUGGAUAUUAUUGGAUUUUACGCCCACGACGUCGGCACAUACACAUGUCGCGCCGAAAACGCCCUCGGUGCCGAUGAGACUUCGGCGAGCAUUCGGUGUACACGAACAAAUAGAUCAAAUUCUGAUAGAUAUGGAUCACGUUUAGCAAAAGAAGCCAUCAUCGGAGGAGUGCAACAUCCGAAGAGUUAUGCGCGAAUUCAAGAAAUCGAAGCUGCCAAACCGGCCCCACAAGAAGUUCCCGAAUUGCCGAAACAAGCACCGCAAUUCGUGAAACCAUUGGGUCCACCAAUUCAGUGUAUGGAAGGAGAAAAUGUUUACCUUGAAGCUCAGGUUACACCUACUGACGACAAUACAUUGACAUACGAAUGGCUGGUCAAUGGUCAACCUUUGAUCAAGGCUCAUCGUUUCGUCCUCUCGCAAGAUUUCGGAUACAUUGCAUUGAACAUUUUGUAUUGUUAUCCAGAAGAUAAUGGAAUCUACACUCUUGUUGUGAGAAAUUCGACUGGCGAGGCUCAAUCGUCAACCGAAAUAAAUUGCGGCUAUUUGAGCGGCAAUCUCACCGACUCAUUCCAUCCGAAUUCGUUGCAACGUAUCGCUGAACUUGAGACUCCGUACCAGCGUGCCGAACCAUUGCCUGAGAAGGAAAAGGAGAUGCCACAGAUUUUGCGCAGUCUUCCAGACAAAAUUGACGCAGUUCACGAAUCGCAGACAUUGCAUCUCGAAGCUCAAAUUUCUCCGAUUGAUGACAACACGAUGAAGUAUGAAUGGUUGUUCAAUGGACAGCCACUGAAGGCUUCGAGCAGAUACCGCGCCCUCUGCGACUUCGGAUUUGUCUCUCUUGACAUCGACUACAUUAAUGUUGAAGAUGCCGGCAAAUACACAUUGGCUGUGUACAACUCUGUUGGCCGUGCCGAAACCUCGUGCGAAUUCGAAGUCAUCCCAUUGAAAUCGAUUCUUUCCGAUACUGCUCAUCCAGAGUCGUUGAAAAAAAUCAUUGAGAUGGAACAAUUUCAACCAGCGAAACCAUCUGAUGAUGAUGCGCCAAUGCAGCCUCCUGUGUUCACUCAGCCACUCACUGGCCCAAGCGAUCAGUUGAAAGAAGGUCAAUCAGUUCACAUGGAUUGUGUGGUUCAACCGAUCAAUGAUCCAACUUUGAAGAUCGAGUGGUUCCGAGAUGGUCAACCUCUCAUGUUCGGAUCUCGUAUCCGCACUAUUCACGACUUCGGAUAUGUUGGGCUUGAGUUCUUGCACAUUCAUCCGGAGGAUACUGGAGUCUACACAUGUCGUGCAACGAAUAUUGUUGGACAAGCAGAAACUUCGAUCAGAAUUGACUGCAGAGCCAGACGCAACAUCUACUUGAACACUCAUCACGACUCGUCAUGGCAGAAGAUUCAAGAAAUCGAGAAUCGCGUCGAUGAACGUGAACCAACUCCAGAAAUUAUCUUCGAACCGCCAACAUUCACCGAGCAACUCGUCGACCAAACUGAUGCGAUUGAGGGUCAAACAUUGCGCCUUGAAGCUCGACUCAUUCCAGUCAACGAUCCGUCAAUGAUUGUUACAUGGACAAGGAACGACCAAAAAUUGCCGGAAGGCUCACGAUUCAUGCCAGCUCGAAACUUUGAUGUCGUCAGUCUUGAUAUUCUUGCUUUAUAUGGAGAAGAUUCUGGAGUCUACAAGUGCCACGCGAUUUCUGCAAGUGGCGAAGCUGCGACUACAUGCACUGUUAAUUGCGCAGCCACUCAAUCUCUUCUUCUCGACACCAUGCACGAAAAAUCAUGGAAUCGUGUGAAGGAAAUCGAGAACCGACCAAAAGUUGAAAAAGUUUAUGAAGACGCCGAGAAAGUCGCGCCGAACUUUGUCGUUCCACUUUCAUCAUCAUCUGCCGAAAUCAACGAGGGUGCCCCAAUCCAUCUUGAAUGUCAAGUAGAACCCACGAACGAUAAUGAGCUUACAGUGCAAUGGUAUCACAAUGGACAACCAUUGGCCAAUGGGCAUCGCUUCAAGACCACUUACGAUUUCGGCUAUGUGUCUUUGGACAUUCUCUACGCAUUCGUUCAGGAUAUCGGAGAAUGGUCGUGUGUCGCUAGAAAUCGUGUUGGCGAAGCUGUCACGUCCACUUCAUUGAACAUCAUUCCACGUGGAACUAUUUACACCGAUUCGCAACAUCCAGAAAGUUGGCAAAAAAUUCAGCAACUUGAAGCCCCAAGCGCUCCAGCUCCAGAGCAUCCAGAUGCCGAAUUCGAUGCUCCGCAGUUUAUCGAACCACUUGAUAACAUUGAAAGAAUUGAGUUCCAAUCAGUUCACUUCCAUAGCAAAGUCAUACCACAAAACGAUCCUAAACUUCGUAUUCAAUGGUUCAAGGACGGACAACCACUUGCCAAUAGCAACAGAUUCAAACUCACUUCUGAGUUUGGAUACAUUGCUCUUGACAUCUCACAUACGGUUCCUGAAGACUCUGGAGUAUAUUCGAUCAAGGCCUGGAACGUCAAAGGAGAAGCAGAAGUGCAAGGUCAACUCACUGUUCAUGGAAACGCAUCAAUUCUUAGUGACACACAAAAUGAACAGUCCUGGCAGAAGAUUCAAUUCAUCGAAGCUGCCCGGAAGCCAGGAGAGGAGGCCCCAGAUAUCAAGCAUGGCCCACCCAAGUUCGUUACUCAAUUGCAAAGCCUCGCCGACGUUGUUGAAGGACAACCAUCGCACUUCGAAGCGCAAUUCAUUCCAUUCACUGAUCCAAAUACUGUCGUUCAAUGGUAUUUGAACGGGACACCAUUGACUGCUUCUUCAAGACGUAUUCUUCGAAACGAUUUCGGCCUUGCUUCGCUCGACCUUCAGUAUACAUUGGGAGAGGACAACGGAGAAUACACUGUUGUCGUCAAGAACUCUGAAGGUGAAGACCGAUCAACUGCAAGCUUGGGUUGCACUUCUCGUGCUGGCAUUCUAGACGGAACCCAACAUGAGCAAUCAUGGAAGAGAAUUCAAGAGAUCGAAGCACCACGUUCAAGAGCACCAGAACCAGAAGGACCAGUGUUUGAAAAGCCAUCUUUCGUUCAAUCGUUGCAGUCAAUUGCUGACCUUCCAGAGGGAGCCUCAGCAAUUCUCGAAGCUCGCCUUACACCGGUGAACGAUCCAAAUCUCAAGGUCCAAUGGUUCUACAAUGAUCAGCCAUUGAUGGAGUCCAAUUGGAUUUCGACAAGCAAUGACUUUGGAUGUGUAUCUUUGAGAAUUUCUCCGGUUUAUGCGAGACACAGUGGAAUAUACUUAUGCAAAGCUUGGAACGAUUACGGAAACGCUACGACAUCGGCAUCAAUCACUGUUCAAGGAUCUGAUGGACUCCUUCUUGACACUGCUCAUCCAGCUUCUCUCCAGAAAAUUCAAGAACUUGAGGCAAUCGACAAGAAUGCUCGCUUGGAAGCUCCAGAACGAACCUACGAAAAGCCUUACUGGCUUCAAGGCUUCGAAAACUUUGAUCAAGUUGGAGAAGGACAAUCGGUCACUCUUCACGGUUUGGUUGAACCAUCUGGAGAUCCCAAUAUGAAGAUUGAAUGGCUUUUGAACGGAACUCCAUUGAUGAAUGCUAACCGAUUCAGACAAGAAUAUGAAUUUGGAAACGCUAUCUUGACUAUUGUUCAUGUUCUUCCUCACGACUCUGGUGUCUACACUUGCCGUGCCUACAAUCUCCAUGGGGAUGCUUCAACGUCUUCCACCGUCACAACAGCCGGAUACGAGAAGAUCCUUUACAAUUCCCAUCAUCCUGUUUCUUGGCAAAAAAUUCAAGAAUUGGAAGCGCCCAAGAUUGUGGAAGAAAUCGAAGAAGUCAUUGAAACUGAGAAGCCACACUUCCUCACUCAGCUUGAAUCCGCUGAAAAUGUCGAAGAAGGAAUCCCACUGCAUCUUGAGGCAACCUUCCAGCCAGCAAGAGAUCCUGAACUUAAAGUUGUUUGGAAAAAGAACGAUCAACUCUUGCAAGCAUCGCAAUUGGUUCAAACCCGUCAUGAACUUGGAUGGGCUACGCUGGAUAUUCUUUCUGUCAAUGAAGAUCACAAUGGAUUGUAUACCUUGACUAUUUCGAACAGCCAAGGAGAAGCAGUUUCAACGGCAUCCGUCAAAGUUGCCGGAACUGGUCCAAUUCUUGAUGCGACACGUCAUGAAGAAUCGUGGAAAAGAAUUCAAGAUUUGGAAGCACCAAAGGCCCCAGAACCGGAGGCUCCUGCUCCAACGUACGAUCAUCCAGCGAUCACUACUCAAAUUGAAGACAAGGAGUGCGUCGAGGGAGAUCACAUCAGAUUUGAAGCGCACAUUGUUCCUGUCAACGAUCCAAGACUUCAGGUUCAAUGGAUCCGCAACGGAGUUCCACUUUCUCACGGCUCCAAGUACGCAAUUCAGCAAGACUUUGGAAUUUGCAGUCUUGAUAUUGCAUACACGUUCCCUGAAGAUGCUGGAAUUUAUCAAUUGAGGAUUUGGAAUCCCGACGGUGAAGCUGUGUCGUCUGCUACGCUCAAAUGUCAAGGAAAAGACUCGAUUAUUGGAGACGUUCAACAUCAAGAAAGCUGGAAGAGAAUACAAGAGAUUGAAGCAGCUAAACCCAAACUUGAAGAAGCUGAUCCAGAGCCAAAAGGACCACCACGGUUCAUUCAGCCUAUCAGCUGUGUUGGUCAACUGGUCGAGAAUCAACCAGCUCAUUUCGAAGCUACAAUCGAACCAGUUGAUGAUCCGACACUUACUGUGACAUGGUACUUGAACGGACAACCGAUUGCCGCCUCUUCUCGCAUAAAGAUGAUCAAUGACUUUGGAUGGAUUAUCAUGGAUAUUGGACAAGUCGAUACUCGAGAUUCCGGAGAGUGGAAGUGUAUUGUCAAGAACGCCGCUGGAGAAGCAGAAUCAUCAGCAACAUUGAAUGUUGAAGGUCGUGAUGGAAUUCUUCAAGAUUCUCUUCAGCCACAAUCUCUGAGCCACAUUCAGAAGAUUGAAGCAGGAAAGCCUGUGCCAGAGCCACUGCCCGAACAGCAAUUCGAAGCCCCAGUCAUUGUCUCUGAACUUCAAGUGCAAGGAUUGUUGGAAGAAGGAGGAAGUGCUCAUCUUCAAGCCCAAUUCACUCCAGCCGCUGACCCAACAUUACGAUGCGAAUGGCUCAGAAAUGGCCAACCAAUUUUGAAUUCAAAUCGCUACAAAAUGGUUCAAGAUUUCGGUUUCGCCGUUCUUGACAUUCUCCAUUUGAUGAAGCACGACAUUGGAGAGUACACUCUUCACGUUUCAAAUGCAUCUGGAACAGCUUCCACUUCAACAAGUUUCAACGUUGAAGAAAAGAGCGGAUUGAUCUUGCAUCCACAGAACGACCAAAAGGCGAAGGCCAUCGAAGUUCUUGAAGACAACUUGAAGAAGCGGCCAGAAGAGAUUGAACAAGAGCUGAAAGAAGCUAUGCCAGUGUUCAUUGAACCGCUUUCAGCACCAAUCGACACAGAAGAAGGAAAGAGAGCGCAUUUCACAGCAAGAUACGAGCCAAUCAAUGACAACAACCUCUACAUUCAAUGGUAUCAUGAUGGAAAACCGCUCAAAACUGGAAGUCGCAUCAAAACUAUCAAUAAUUUUGGAACCAUUGUUUUGGAAAUCAGCCCUGUAUACCCAGAAGAUAGUGGUGAAUACACUUGCCGUGCUGUGAAUCGCAUCGGAGAAGCAACCACUUCCACCAGUCUCACUUGCGCUGCCAAAGAAGGAAUCAUCGGAACGACCCAAUUGCCAGAAAGAAUGGCCAAUGCCGGAGCGAAGAUUGCCGAAAUCGAGGCUCCAAAAUACAAGCCGGAUGACGCAGCCGAUGUCAAACAUGGACCACCAAAGUUCACAACUGCUCUCGUCGGACCAAAUGAACUACAAGAAAGCGAGCAAGCCCAUUUGGAAUGUCAAGUCACUCCAGUUUCUGAUCCUCGUCUCAAGAUUGAAUGGUUCCACAACGGUCAGCCAGUGGCUCAUUCUAACAGAAUGAAGGUUAUUCAUGAUUUCGGCUUUGUUGUGUUGGAACUUUCACCGGCUGAGCCGCAAGACUCUGGAACUUGGACAUGCCGUGCCACAAACGACGAAGGAAGCGAUGAAGUUAGCACAGAUAUCAAGGUGUUCGGAACUGGAGGAAUCUCAUAUGAAUGGCAGAGUGUUGGUCAGCAGAAGGAAAGAAUUAUUGAACUUGAAGACUGGAUUCAUAGACCAAAGGAAGAGCUCAAUGAGCUUGCCGUUGAUUAUCCAGCACCAUCAUUCUCACAAGAGCUUACCGAUCUUGGGCAACUCAAUGAAACUGAUGCGACCGCAUUUGUUUGUGUUCUGGAUCCAAUUGGUGAUCCGACUUUGAGAGUGAAAUGGGAGCACAACGGACGACCAAUCCCGUAUUCCAACAGAAUCUCAUGCACGAACGAGUUCGGUGUCGCGACAUUACUCAUCAAGCAUCUCAUCGCUGCUGAUGCCGGAGAGUACAAGUGCAUUGCUACCAAUGCCAAAGGAACGGCAACCACUACUGGACACAUUACUGUCGAAUCGCUUACUGAGACAAAUGUUCCUCAAAUCAUCCAACCGUUGGUUGACAGUGUCGAGAAUACUUUGGAAGGCGACUCGAUUCAUCUCGAAUGCCGCUUCACUCCAAUCAACGAUCCUCGUCUUCAAGUUCAUUGGCUUCGUAACGGACAACCAUUGUCUGAUGCCAGUCGAUACCGCUCAGUCGUCGAAUUCGGUUUUGUCAGCUUAGAUAUCUUGUAUGCUUACCCAGAAGAUAACGGAGAUUACGAACUUGUCGUUACUAAUGACAAAGGCGAAGCAAGAACAAAGACGAAACUUGUUGUUCUGCCAAGACCAUCCUUGGAUUACACUUCUCAAACCCAUGGAAAUCAGCAAGAUAUUAUUGAAUCCCACUUCAAACAAUAUUCAACUGCUAAGAUCGAGUUAACUGCAAAUGACAUCUACAAUGAAGUCGACAAGAAGGCUCCUGAAUUCAAGACACAAUUGCAGAAUAUUGGUGUGCUUGAAGGCGAUUUCUGUAGAUUUGAAACCCAAGUCAUCCCGAUCAACGAUCCGUAUAUGAAGAUUGAAUGGUACAAAGACCAGAAGCCCGUUCUCCUUGGUCGCCGGUUCAAGUCCACACACGAUUUUGGAUUCGUAUCUCUCGAUGUUCUUUAUGCCUUGCCAGAUGAUACUGGAGAAUACACUUGCGUUGCGACCAACAAGUACGGUCAAUCGAUGAUCAGUGCGAAGCUUGCUUGUCAAGGAACAUCCAACGUUAUCACCGAUAGCCAGAUGCCGCAAGGAUUGCGAGUUUCGAAUGUCAAAAAUGAUCAGACGAACAUGUACUGGUCGCAGCAAGCCGUCGCGCAGCAGCCCAAGGAGAAACAAUCUCCACAGUUUACUAUCCCCGUCAGAAACUUGCAAGUUACUGAAAACGAACCUGCUCGAUUUGAAUGUGCUGUUACGGGCUAUCCAAGACCGAAGGUGACUUGGUUCAUUAAUGGCAAUCAAGCCCUUCACGGACACCGUUACAAGCUCAGCUACGACGGCCUGCACUACCUAACAAUCAGUAAAUGUAGAAUUUCUGACGCAGGAGAAGUCGUAGCAAUUGCGACGAACACGGAAGGAGAAUCUCUAUCAAGCGCGACUUUGGAUAUCUUCCAGAAGGAUGACUUCAGGCAAACCAAACUGAAGCCAACAACCUUCAAGACAUCUGAGGAGUUGAGAUCUCGUGAAUUACAAUGGCAGAAGGAGACGCUUGGAUCCCUUGGUGAAGCAUUUGAAACUGCCCCAAAACCAGAUGCACAGAAGCUCAUGCACGUCGAACGUUCGCAUAGUCCAAUCGAACCACUGGAAACGGAAGAACUCAUUCAGAAGUUCACCCGUCCUCGUGAUGACAAUUUCUACGAAAAGCUUUCGUAUGUUGAGAUUCAAAAGCCACAGUUCAAAGGAAUGGAGCUUGAGCCUGUUAGCUUGAAGGCUGGAAAAAUUGAAAAGUAUGAGCCACCAGUUGAAGAAAUGGAAAAGGUCAGUCUUCGGCCAGUCGAAGAAAAAGAUGCCAAGGAAAUCCCUCAAGAAAAGCCAGAAUGGGCCCCAGAUGGAAUUCCGAAGUUGCCAGGAGUCGCUGAAAACAAAUUCAAGAAGCUACCAGAACCUGAACCCGAGCUUAAUGUGCCAGCGAGAGAUCAAGUAAAAUUGAAGAUCGCUAAGCCAACUACAGGAAAACUUGUUGAAAGCGGAGAGAAAGUCAAACUCAAUGCUGAUAAAGCCAUGAUCAAAGAAAUCGCGAUGAAGCCAGAACAACCGAAAGAAGAAAUCACUGUGCAUAAGGAUCAAGUUCAGCUUAAGCAACAACAAUUGCCGAAGGCUGGACCAAAAGGAGAACACUUUGUUGUUGAACGCGAGAAAGAUUUGAAGCAAACACCAGCGGUCGUUAAACCAGCAAUUGAAGAAACUCGAAUCAGCACCAAGGUUAAAUAUUCAGCAAAUAAUUUCCCUUUAACUAACAGUGGCAUUUCUUCCGAACAAUUCACCUAUCGCUACAGUUCACAUAAUCGGGAACGAACAGUUGGAUUUCACAUGAUUCGGCCACAACCCAAGAAGGUCGGACAGUCGAAACAAGCUCCGCCAGCUCUUGUUCAGCAGCUUAAACCGCUGCAAGGUGAAGCCGGAAAAUCUGCCAAGUUCACGAUUGAGUUCACUGGAGCUGCUCCAAUGAAAGUCACCUGGUUCAAGGAAGGAAAAGAAAUCAAGAGCACAUUCAGAUCUCAGAUUACCACCACCGCUACUAGCUCGAGCUUAAAUAUUGCAAAAUUGGAGAAUAGUCAUUCCGGAGAAUACUGUGUGCGACUAGAGAAUGUGGCCGGUACAGUUGAAUCACUCGCCAACCUGACAGUGAAUGCUCCAACUAGCCACGGAACUGCGCCAACAUUUACUUCCCGAAUAGCCGAUCUGAGGAUUCAACAGAAUGGCCCGGCUGAAUUCAGUUGCCAAAUCAAUGCCGAACAGAAGCCGACCGUCCAAUGGUUCAAGGAUGGACAACCACUGCCAAAUGAUGAUCGAUUCACGGUUGUCGAAGAAAACGGAGUAUUUAAACUGAAAUUCGCGAAUGUUCUCUCAACUGAUGCGGGUGUGUACGAGAUUGUUGCCAAAAAUCCUGCCGGUGAGGCCCGAUGCAAGGCUAGACUAAACGUCAAUCUCCAAAAGACUGGAAAAGGUGUUGAAGAGGGGCCGAAAUAUGAGGCGCCCAAGUUCACGACACAAAUCCAGCCAAUCGUCGUGGAUGAAGGCAAAUCGGCGCAGUUCUCGGCUAAAUUUUCUGGAUUCCCUGAGCCAACAAUCCGGUGGUACAGAAAUAAUGAACCAGUAAAACAUGCGGAUGGCUACCAAAUUUCUCAAACCAAAGAUGAGGCUAUCUUGAAAAUUAGCGGUGCUAAAAAUGAGGAUGUCGCCGAAUACCGAGUGGAAGCAAGCAAUCCAGCAGGAAAAGCUUCCUCAGUUGCCAACCUUCUCCUAUCGCCAAGAUCCGGCAAAGUCGCCAAAACGACGAUAACGCGCGGUGGAUCUUCGUCAUCCGCACCGGCUGCAGACGCUCCGCAUUUUGUUGCCAAACUAACAGAUAUUUCUGCUAGACAAGGACACACUGUCAAGUUUACUGCUGAGGUUGACGGCAAUCCGGAACCAACAGUCCAGUGGCAAUUCAACGGAAAACCAAUUGCAGCAUCCAAAGAUAUUAAGAUAUCGCGGAAUGGAAAACUUGCAAUCCUUGAGCUUGCUCGAGUCAAGAUCGAAAGCGCAGGCGAAUAUCAAAUCAUCAUUAGGAACGACAAGGGCGCCGCAACAUCGCAAGCUCGUCUCAAUCUUAGUGCGUAUCAAUAG